Molecule: messenger RNA, 615 nt
Organism: Cyanistes caeruleus (blue tit)
Lineage: Eukaryota; Metazoa; Chordata; Aves; Passeriformes; Paridae
Source: RefSeq, a predicted model, not a curated record
ACCUCUUUAAAUGUGUUUGUUCAAAGGAGUUUGAAGACCUGGAUGAAAUUGUUGCUCGUUAUGUCCAGCCAAUGGCUUCUUUUGCCAGAGACCUGUUGAACCACAAGUACUAUCAGGACUGCAAUGGUGGAGACAAGAAGAAGCUGGAAGAGCUGCUGAUUAAGACCAAGAAAGAGAAGCCAACAUUUAUUCCAUACUUUAUUAGUGCCUGUAAAGAUCUACCUGGUAAAUUCCUCUUGGGAUAUCAGCCUCGAGGCAAACCAAGGAUAGAGUAUGUGACAGUGACCCCAGAGGGAUUCCGCUACCGGGGCCAAGUUUUCCCUACUGUGAAUGGACUUUUCCGAUGGUUUAAGGAUCAUUAUCAGGACCCUGUUCCAGGUGAGCAGCCUGAAACUUCAGUGCCUCAGCUUUGUCUUUAUCACACAAUAUCAGGGACAAUUAUUAAAGGGUGGUUCCAUCUUCUUUGUCCCAAAAAUGUGUCCUAGGAUUUUUCUGUAUGUGGGAAGUUUCCAAGCAAUGCUUGAAAUGUUUGGCUCCAUGGACCAACCCACUCUCCUGAGAGUUAAUAUUUGAUCACAGCAAAGUCUGGACCAGUCCCUUUCCUCUCCUUUGUCU